Cynara cardunculus var. scolymus (artichoke) is the source of this 1609-nucleotide messenger RNA. Its product is annotated as elongation factor 1-alpha 1. The transcript has 3 exons. Gene Ontology annotation, molecular function: GTP binding; translation elongation factor activity; GTPase activity. NCBI's taxonomy places the organism in Eukaryota, Viridiplantae, Streptophyta, Magnoliopsida, Asterales, Asteraceae. The record is from RefSeq and is a predicted model, not a curated record. The coding region runs from base 65 to 1408 and encodes 447 amino acids. Gene Ontology annotation, biological process: translation; translational elongation.
UUCCUCUUGUCCCCUUUCUCCAUUCUUCUUCGACGAGAGCUUCUUUGUUUUCUUAAGGUUCAUCAUGGGUAAGGAAAAGUUCCACAUUAACAUCGUUGUCAUCGGCCAUGUCGACUCUGGAAAGUCGACCACCACCGGUCACUUGAUCUACAAGCUAGGAGGUAUUGACAAGCGUGUGAUCGAACGUUUCGAAAAGGAAGCUGCUGAGAUGAACAAACGUUCAUUCAAGUACGCUUGGGUGUUGGACAAGCUAAAGGCAGAGCGUGAACGUGGUAUCACCAUCGAUAUCGCACUGUGGAAAUUCGAAACCACCAAAUACUACUGCACUGUCAUCGACGCCCCUGGCCAUCGUGAUUUCAUCAAGAACAUGAUCACCGGAACCUCCCAAGCUGAUUGUGCUGUUCUCAUCAUCGACUCCACUACUGGUGGUUUCGAGGCUGGGAUUUCUAAGGAUGGACAGACUCGUGAGCACGCUUUGCUUGCCUUUACUCUUGGUGUCAAACAAAUGAUCUGUUGUUGCAACAAGAUGGAUGCUACUACACCCAAGUACUCAAAAUCUAGGUAUGAUGAGAUUGUGAAGGAAGUGUCUUCUUACCUCAAGAAAGUUGGAUACAAUCCAGAUAAAAUCCCAUUUGUCCCAAUUUCUGGUUUUGAGGGAGAUAACAUGAUUGAGAGGUCAACCAACCUGGAUUGGUACAAGGGUCCAACUCUUCUUGAAGCUCUUGACCAGAUCAAUGAACCGAAGAGACCAUCGGACAAGCCUCUCCGUCUUCCACUUCAAGAUGUCUACAAGAUUGGUGGGAUUGGAACCGUGCCAGUGGGUCGUGUUGAAACUGGGGUGAUCAAGCCUGGUAUGGUUGUCACUUUUGGCCCAAGUGGUUUGACUACUGAAGUUAAGUCCGUAGAGAUGCACCAUGAAGCUCUGCUCGAGGCUCUGCCAGGAGACAAUGUUGGGUUCAAUGUCAAGAAUGUUGCUGUUAAGGAUCUUAAGCGUGGGUAUGUUGCUUCAAACUCGAAAGACGAUCCGGCCAAGGGUGCAGCCAGCUUCACUUCACAGGUCAUCAUCAUGAACCAUCCUGGCCAAAUCGGGAAUGGGUAUGCACCUGUGCUUGAUUGCCACACUUCUCACAUUGCGGUUAAGUUCUCCGAGCUGUUAACCAAGAUCGAUCGAAGGUCUGGUAAGGAGAUGGAGAAAGAACCGAAGUUUUUGAAGAACGGUGAUGCCGGAAUGGUGAAGAUGCUUCCGACCAAGCCGAUGGUGGUGGAGACGUUUGCUGAGUAUCCUCCGUUGGGACGGUUUGCGGUUAGGGACAUGAGGCAGACGGUUGCUGUGGGUGUUAUUAAGAGUGUGGACAAGAAAGAUCCUACCGGAGCCAAAAUCACCAAAGCUGCUGUGAAGAAGAAAUGAAUGGUUGGUUUUAUGAGUUUGAAACUGAAAGUGAAGUGUUCUGUUUAUGUUGGUUUAUAUAGUCUCCGAUUAGGCUCGUUGUUGGGGAUGGUGGUUUUGUUAUUUUUCCGGCGGCAUAUCUGGGUGCUUGACCGGCGGUGGCACAAAACUGAUUGUUUUUCGUGCUUUCAAAUUUUGCAUGUGCUUCGUUUUUGUUGAUGA